Molecule: messenger RNA, 1286 nt
Organism: Tripterygium wilfordii
Lineage: Eukaryota; Viridiplantae; Streptophyta; Magnoliopsida; Celastrales; Celastraceae
Product: putative clathrin assembly protein At4g40080
Exons: 2
Coding region: 94-1167 (357 amino acids)
Biological process (GO): vesicle budding from membrane; clathrin coat assembly; clathrin-dependent endocytosis
Cellular component (GO): clathrin-coated pit; clathrin-coated vesicle
Molecular function (GO): 1-phosphatidylinositol binding; clathrin heavy chain binding; phosphatidylinositol-4,5-bisphosphate binding
Source: RefSeq, a predicted model, not a curated record
CAGCCAUCCAUCGUCAAACACCACCAUUGACUGUCUCGCUCUGUUUCUCUCUCUCUCUCUCUCUGUUUUCUCGCACUUUCUCUCUGAUUUCUCAUGGGACGCAUAACAAAUCUCAGAGAAUUCAUAGGCAUAAUCAAGGAUAAGGCCUCUCAAAGCAAAGCGGCAGUACUCUCAAACCCCAAAAAUAUAACUCUCCGCUUAGCAAUCCUCAGAGCCACCACACAUGACCCCUUCAAUCCUCCCAAUCAAAAACACCUCAAUACCCUCCUCUCUUACGGCCACAGCUCACGCGCCACCGCUGCAGCAGCUAUUGAAGCUCUCAUGGACCGCCUCCAGACCACGCGUGACUCCUCCGUUGCUCUCAAGUGCCUAAUCACCGUCCAUCACAUCAUCAAACAUGGCAGCUUCAUAUUACAAGAUCAACUCUCUGUUUACCCUUCCGCUGGCGGUCGAAAUUACCUAAAGUUGUCUAAUUUUAGAGAUCAUACCUCUCCAUUGACGUGGGAGCUCUCUUCUUGGGUUAGAUGGUAUGCUCUGUACCUUGAACAUCUCUUGUCCACAUCAAGAAUCUUGGGCUUUUUCCUCUGCUCAACGUCGAGCACGAUAGAGAAAGACAAAGAAGAAGAGAAAGUCUCAUCACUCACAAACACUGAUUUGCUGAGAGAACUUAAUUCUCUGGUCAGUUUGCUAGAGGAGAUAUGCAAAAGACCCGAACUUUUGCACAUUCAUGGCAACAAAUUGGUGGACGAGGUAAUGGGUUUGGUGGGUGAGGAUUAUUUGUCAUCAAUAAACGAAGUUUGGGUCCGAGUCAAUGAGGUGAGUCAGAGACUGAGUUGCCUGAGUUUCGGAGAAUCGGUCGAGUUGGCUUGUGGAUUGAAGAGACUUGAGGAUUGUAAAGAGAAGUUGUUUGUGUUGUCAACAAGAAAGAAAGCUUUGAUUGAGACUCUCUGGGUUUUGAUUGUUGAGAUGAAGGAUGGGUUGAGCAGGGCUUGUGUUGAAGAUAGGAGAUUGGUAGUCAUGGGAACAAGAGACAGAGUAAGUAAGUCAGCUCGGUUUGGGGACCGAGUUGUGAGUUAUGGUGACUCAGUUUCAUUAGCUUCAGGGAAAUUUGGGUUUAGUAAUAGAUUUAUGUUUUCAAUUCAAGAAUCCGUUCAGUCUUGUGCGUGAUGAAAGAAUCUUGAAAUGUACACAUUUUGGAAGCUUUAUGUUACUCGUAUCUCUUACAUCAAAUUCUAUUUUCGUAAAAAUGGUAUUUUUAAUGAUAUUCAUUUUCUUAUUUUGUAAAA